Saccharomycopsis crataegensis is the source of this 864-nucleotide messenger RNA. RefSeq lists its product as uncharacterized. The record is from RefSeq and is a predicted model, not a curated record. The coding region runs from base 1 to 864 and encodes 287 amino acids. NCBI's taxonomy places the organism in Eukaryota, Fungi, Ascomycota, Saccharomycetes, Ascoideales, Saccharomycopsidaceae. The transcript has a single exon.
AUGACAAGAAGUCUGGUUGUUACUACUGGUGAAGAAAAAAUUGGUUCCAAGAUCACCAUUGGUGAACCAUCUUAUGGAUUGAUCAAUGCUGGUUCAAUUGACAAGCUUGCCAAAAUUCCCGACUAUCCAUUAGAUUACAACAUUUAUGUUUUCCGGAAGAUUAAAGAAGCCAGAGAGAAGCUCACAAAAGAAGACUUAAAAGAUAUCAUUGAAACUGUGAAGCUCGAAGACGUGCAAAAUCAUGAGGAUAAUAAAGGCUAUUUGACAAAGACAACUGAAAUGCAUGACAGGUUGUUGAAGUACUUAACCCUUGAAAGAAAGAGAAGAGAAAAGAUUAUCCUCAAGAAAUUCUUGGACGACGAAAUAUCGAAAAGUAAAAAAAAAUCCUCAGAAGCCAGUACCUUGGAUUAUAAAUUACAAUUAACACCCGAUGAAGAAAAAGGGGUUUUGAAUUAUACAAUCAGGUCGCCGAUAUAUAACUCAUUUAUAAAGGUGGAUGAAACCACUAGCGAGGCUGUUGAUAAAAAUAUUAAUUAUAAAAAAUUAGCAAUGGUACAAAAUAUUGAGUAUAUCUUUGAAGAGGAAUUGAAUGAUGACGAGUUAGUAGAUGUCUUUGCUGAUUGUAAUGAGUUUGCGAGUUUUGAAGUUAUUUACAACAAUUUACGAAGCGAUAAUGGCAAAUGGAAUGAUAAACACUUGAUCAAUAUAGAUGAGCUGAAACAAGAUAUUAGAGAUGCUGAAAUUAAAGAGGUUUUAGAUAAGUUAAUGGCGGUAGAUAUUAUUAGACUUUUAAUUCCCUUAGCAGGGCAAGCAGUUUUGACAGGCAUUGACGUGACUAGGCAGAGGCCAAUAAAUGGAAAAUAG